This is a messenger RNA of Komagataella phaffii GS115, 735 nucleotides long. RefSeq names its product Homeodomain-containing transcriptional repressor of PTR2. The coding region runs from base 1 to 735 and encodes 244 amino acids. The record is from RefSeq and is a predicted model, not a curated record. The transcript has a single exon. Gene Ontology annotation, molecular function: DNA binding. Lineage: Eukaryota; Fungi; Ascomycota; Pichiomycetes; Pichiales; Pichiaceae. Gene Ontology annotation, biological process: regulation of DNA-templated transcription.
AUGGAGAUAUCAAGUUUGGUCAGCCGCCCAGCAACGAAAACUACCUACCAGUUGCCCCUAAGACCUGCCAGCGUGGAACCAAAGGGUGCUGUCUCUGAACCUAGUGCCGAGGCCAAUGUGAAGCUUCCCUCCAUUCAUGACAUGCUGAGCGAUGUGCAAUUGGGAAUGCAACCAUCUUAUUUUCAGCCACGUACCUACACUCCCUCGCCUGUUAUACUUCCAGCUCCAUCCACAAGCUCUCCGAUGGUAGUUCUACAGCCUGUGGGCGCUUAUUCGUACCAGCAACAUGUGUUUCCAGCAAGCCCUCAGCCGCAAUCAUCUCUUUGCCGAACCAGCACCGUCAAUUCUCCAUUGGAACGGUCUGUGGUGGCAUCACUACCCUCCCCUCCCCCCUCUUCCACUUCCACUUCCAUUUCGUCCACUGCAACUGCUAGACGACCCGUAUCACCUGGCCCAAGAACGGAGAAAAAGAUAGCCAAGCCCGGUCUUGUCGGAUCCACUGUGUCAGACAGUAAGAAACGCAGGUCAAACCUGCCAAAAAGAACCACAACCAUCCUUUCAGACUGGCUGGUCAACAACCUGAACCAUCCAUACCCCAACCCAAGACAAAAACUAGAGCUGAUUGAGCAGACGGGUCUGACCAGUCAACAGUUGAGCAACUGGUUCAUAAACGCUAGAAGGAGAAAAAUCAACAUUCUUAGAGAGGUGCAGAACAAUACUCGUGAAACGGUCUGA